Messenger RNA from Chenopodium quinoa (quinoa), 1359 nucleotides. Its product is annotated as peptidyl-prolyl cis-trans isomerase FKBP16-3, chloroplastic-like. The transcript is spliced from 7 exons. Lineage: Eukaryota; Viridiplantae; Streptophyta; Magnoliopsida; Caryophyllales; Amaranthaceae. Bases 451 to 1134 code for a protein of 227 amino acids. The record is from RefSeq and is a predicted model, not a curated record. Gene Ontology annotation, molecular function: peptidyl-prolyl cis-trans isomerase activity.
GUAACCGAACCAGAAUCAUCUAAACCAGAAUCAUCCCAAUCUAAAGUCAUUCGACCAAAACAAAACCAAUUAAACCCGUUUUGAACUCGAACCGAAUAUGAACAUAUCUGAAUUUGACUUGACCCAGACUCAACAAAUAAUAACAUGAAAUUGACCUGACUUGAAGUGACUCAAGGCGAGUUAAUAGGAUAUUUUUGUAACCCGAACAUACCCGACCACAAUAGAUUAACCCAAACUCCAUCCAAUUAUCUAGAUCAGAAUUCCUAAUUGACACCUCUACUAUGGGGUUGCAACUCUAAAAAUAUUAUUAAUAAAAAAAAUUACAAAGAAAAUUGACUGUUCCGUUAAAUCGGUUAAAUACGUCUUUCUCAACCUCAGAAACAUUAUCCAUUCAAUCAAAGUAGCAACACUACACAGGAUUAGCUUACAGAAGCUUUCACUUUGACAACUAUGGCUGCUUCUGCUCUGCUUUCCCCUCUCGCUUUUAGUGGUUUGACCAAUUAUUAUACAAACAAGGCAAAACAGAACACACAAUGUGUUGUUAUUCAAUGUUCGAAAAUGAGACAUGCUCCACUUGAACUGUCAUCUAUGGAAGGCUCUAGAUUGAAUUUAUAUUAUCGUCGGAAUGUUGUUGGAUUGCUUCUUGGACUUUCUUGUCUCAGAAUAGGCUCCAAUGAGGCGAUCGCGAAUGCAGCAGGCUUGCCUCCAGAGGAUAAGCCAAAACUAUGUGAUGAAGCCUGUGAGAAGGAGCUUGAAAAUGUACCCAUGGUAACAACAGAAUCUGGAUUGCAGUACAAAGACAUUAAGAUCGGUGAUGGUCCGAGUCCACCAAUUGGUUUUCAGGUUGCUGCAAACUAUGUUGCAAUGGUUCCUUCCGGACAGAUUUUUGACAGUUCUCUUGAGAAGAAUCAGCUUUACAUCUUUCGAGUUGGCUCGGGCCAGGUGAUCAAGGGACUUGACGAAGGACUCCUUACAAUGAAAGCUGGUGGUAAACGGAGACUCUACAUUCCUGGACCUUUGGCAUUUCCAAAAGGCCUGACCUCAGCUCCUGGAAGGCCUCGUGUUGCACCCAAUAGUCCGGUUAUCUUUGAUGUAAGCUUGGAAUACAUACCAGGUCUUGAGACAGAGGAAUAGAAAACUGGUGAACACGCCAACUCCUUCGUUUUGUACUACUUAUUCCUGUGAUUCGAGGUGGAAGCUAAACUAUGCAAGCUAGCUAGCUCUUCUACAACAUAAUUGCGACUCUUUGUACAUCUUAAUACAUGCCCUUAAAUAAUGUACAAAAUCAGUUUAUUCUUGAAUUGGCUUUGCAUAUUUAUAACAUACAAUGUGAAUGAGUGUCAAUUUUUUCCUACUAAA